Messenger RNA from Oncorhynchus keta (chum salmon), 2107 nucleotides. Its product is annotated as cerebellin-2-like. NCBI's taxonomy places the organism in Eukaryota, Metazoa, Chordata, Actinopteri, Salmoniformes, Salmonidae. The transcript has 4 exons. Gene Ontology annotation, molecular function: protein binding. The record is from RefSeq and is a predicted model, not a curated record. The coding region runs from base 582 to 1193 and encodes 203 amino acids.
CGCGCGACAAGACAGGGGGAAAUAAAUUGAGGCUGCACAGUGGGAGUCAGCCGUGAACUCUGCUGUCCCGUGAGGUCCGGUGAUGUAUGAUCUCACAACAUUCAACUGGUUAUGUAAACAAACUCAUUAAUCCAGAAGUGUGCUUAUUAUACUGGCCUACUAGUGAGUGGAGGGUCAUUGUACGCGGUGCUGUCGACAUUCUACUGUACUUGAAUAUAAAGGAUGGGCGUGAGUCGCCCUCGAAAGGGAAGCGAGGGGGGAUCCAUUUUCAGCAUAGAAGGCGAGCUCACUGCUCAGUUCACUCUGCGCGCUGCUUCCUAUGCGGAGUGAGAGAGAGGCGCUAUGGAUACUACAGGAAACACCACACCAGCUGUCUGAAGACCAGCCAAAUAUCAACUGAAACGCACAGGAGGGAGGGGAGUGAGAGAAACAUAGGUUGUGUGUGUGUGUUAAAGUGUGCAUGUUAGAGAGAGCGAGAGAGAGGACUAAGGUUGGACCAGGUGAUCACGUCCUAUCAAACCUCCAAGGAGCUGCCGGUCAGGAUCAGUGUUUACAGGAAGGAUCAGAGUUCCAACCAGAACAUGGUGGUGCCAGCCCGCUGCCCGGGACCCUGUGCCAUGCUGGCGCUCAGCCUUCUCAUGGGAUACGGCGUGGUGCGCUGCGUCGCCGGUCAGAACGACACGGAGCCCAUCGUACUGGAGGGGAAGUGUCUGGUGGUCUGCGACUCCAACCCGUCCUCGGACGGCGGGGUGACUUCAUCGCUCGGGAUAUCCGUCCGGUCGGCUGGCGCCAAGGUAGCUUUCUCCGCGGUGCGCGGGACGAAUCACGAGCCCUCCGACAUGAGCAACACGUCCAUGACCAUCUACUUUGACCAGGCUUUAGUGAACAUCGGCAACCAUUUCGAUCUGAAAGCGAGUGUCUUCCAGGCGCCAAGGAGGGGCAUAUACAGCUUCGGGUUUCAUGUGGUCAAGGUCUACAACAGACAGACCAUACAGGUCAACCUGAUGCAGAACGACUACCCGAUCAUAUCAGCUUUCGCCGGUGACCAGGACGUCACUCGGGAGGCGGCCAGCAACGGCGUUCUUCUGCAGUUGGAGCGCGAGGACCGGGUGUAUCUGAAGCUGGAACGGGGCACGCUCAUGGGCGGAUGGAAAUAUUCCACGUUCUCAGGCUUCCUUGUCUUUCCACUAUAAUUUAAUAUGUGAUCACGGAAAUCGCAAACGUGACUCCUCCAUGGUUGAGGAACGAUUAAAAAAACAACAUAUUUGCUCUUUUAUUUGAAGUGAACUGUCAGAGGAAGAAGACAGAUUCGUAUGUGUACACACUACACACUUUACAGUAUCUAUUUCAUUCAAACAUUAACGUUUCCAUGGAGUUCGUACAUCCAAAUCCAUCGACUAAAACCCUAUCUGGAAGGAUAAUCGAAUCGAUCUACCCGUGAUGUAUAGGCCUACCACUUGUCGAUUAUUUGGAUUUUAUCGCUUGGGAGUCAACUAACUUUUGUCAACAGACUGUCAAGUCAGUCUACCUCUGUGUACCCUGACUGCUGAACAGAUGAGAAUAAUAUUAUAUAAAUAGAAAAGCUUAAAACUUCCCGAACUAACGUGUAUUUACCAAUGCUCUCUCUAUUUUGUGUUUGUGUAGCCUUAAAUAAUAAUGUUUCCGUCAAGUGAGGUGUAUGGAAUUCUUAUGGACGUCCAGGAGAAGAAGAGUGCUUUCACGCCGAAGCCUUUUUUUAUUUUUUUGUUGCAGGAAUGGAAGAAUGUGUUUGUUUUUUGUGCUUUUCAUGGUGUUCCGUUUGGAUGCUGGACAUGUUGAAAAGAAGGCAAAUAUAGGCUGCCUAACUAUCCAGAGAUGAUAUAAAAGAUUUUUAAAAAAGCGACAUAUUUCAGCCAAUGGACACGUCUAUAGAAACUAUUUUACAAAAAAAAUAUUUAUCUAAUUUAUAAAGUACAUAUUCACAUUAUGGUGUGUUCUACAUUUCGGAUCUGCGUAGCUUCAACUGAUAUUGUGUCCAGUGACGUUGCUCACAAAUGUACAUUGUGAAAAAUAACAACAGUAAAAUCCCAAUUAUAUGAUGUCCCGCCUAAUAAAUAAUAUUGCAUUG